Messenger RNA from Zeugodacus cucurbitae (melon fly), 1457 nucleotides. RefSeq names its product G patch domain and ankyrin repeat-containing protein 1 homolog. Gene Ontology annotation, molecular function: protein binding; nucleic acid binding. The transcript has a single exon. The coding region runs from base 105 to 1139 and encodes 344 amino acids. NCBI's taxonomy places the organism in Eukaryota, Metazoa, Arthropoda, Insecta, Diptera, Tephritidae. The record is from RefSeq and is a predicted model, not a curated record.
CUAAGCAACACUGCGCUGCAUAUUCACAUCGCUAUUUGUCAUAAAACAUCUAUAAAUCUAAUUUAUUUAUAUUUGCUGCACGAAUAUUAUUUGGUAAAUAACUUAUGGAUUCAGACGAUGCACAACUGCAUCCCAACUGGCUCGCACUAGCUACAGUUACCUUUCCGCGGAAACGUUUUGUACGUGGUUUGGAGUUGCAGAACAAUGAAGAAAGUAAAAUUGAAGAAAUUAGUGCUCAGCUGGGCGAAAGAGAUGGCGAAGAUGUAAGGAAAUUUUACGAGGAAUUAACAAAACAUUCCAAAUCGAAUGUGCCGGCUACUCCUCCGAGUGUAACUAACAGAUCGAUUAACCCUAAGGACGUCUCUUUAUUGAGUUUUGAACGCAAUAAAUUUUUUCGACUCGCUACGACAAAUAAUGUGACAGAGUUGGCACGCAUAAAGUACCAAGCUGGUGAUAUUGAUGUAUGCGAUUCUUUCGGUUGGACUGCACUUAUGAUGGCGGCUUGUGAGGGCGCAAUAGAUGUCGUACAAAUGUUAAUACAGUUAGGCGCUGAUAAACUUAUAAAAGAGAAAACCGGUCGCACGGCUAGAGAUUUCGCAAUUGAAAAGGGUUAUAAGCACAUUGCAUCGCUUUUAGAAGCGAACGCUGAGGAUUAUGAAGAACCUGAAAAGGAGGAAGUGUCUACUUUAGCCGUAUCAGUUGAGCCUUUCUAUUGCACCACCUGUGAACAUACUUUUACAGACACAACUCGACUGCAACACGAAACGUCGACAGUGCACCAAUUCAGUACCAAAACCAGUCUUGCACAAAAUAAGCUAACCAAAUUUAAUAUAUCCAACAAAAAUCGUGGCUUACAACUGAUGGUGAAACAAGGCUGGGACAAAGAAAGCGGUUUGGGUCCAACACAAGAUGGCCGUUUGUAUCCGGUUAAAACAGUGAUACGUAAGAAACGCACGGGACUCGGUACAAAACAGGAGCCGGCACGUGUAACACAUUUUGGCGCCUACGAUAAACAAGCCGUAAUGCAUAAUCGUUCAAGUGUCUUGCCAAAAAGUAAAAAGCGCUCACGCUGUGACAUACGUUCCGAGAAAUUACGCGAUUGUAAACGUGAACGACGACUACGGAAAGAGUUGAGCUAACGCUACAGUUUGGAUGCAGUUGUGUUUGUAAUUGAAAAUAUCUAGUCUUAAAAGUAUGUUCAUAUAUUCUGCAGAAAAUGUCUAAAACCGAUGAACAGAAAACUGUAGAGAUUAUAAAAUCGACCGAAGAGGUGGCCGAUAAGAUAUUAAUGAAUAAACAAGAGUUGGUGGAGCUGGAUAAGCGCAGACAACAAACACGCGAAGCUAUACGUGAACUCGAAAAGCAUGAAGCCAAGGCUGAAAAGAAAGUAUGGAUAACUGUGGGCAGCAUGCUUGUCAAGAUGGAACGUGAAAAAGCGCUGAAGCUUUUGAAAAAUG